Molecule: messenger RNA, 865 nt
Organism: Cuscuta europaea
Lineage: Eukaryota; Viridiplantae; Streptophyta; Magnoliopsida; Solanales; Convolvulaceae
Source: the annotation of a GenBank genome assembly
GAACACCAAUUAAGCAAGCUAAUAACAAGACAAUUAGUGAGAUAUGGGUAACGGCUACUCUAAUACUACUUCUCAAUUCCGGCUGGUCCCAUUCAACAGGACAGCAGCAGCCCCAAAGCAGCCUUUAGUGAAUUCUGCCUUUCAUUCUCCCACACCAAACAAGCCUUUAGCCAUUUCUGACUUUCAUUCUCCCACACCAAACAAGCCCUUAGCCAUUUCUGACUUUCAUUCUCCCACACCAAACAAGCCUUUAGUCACUGCCUUCCAUUCUUCUUCGCUAUGGAAAAACCACUUCAAUGAAUCAAAGAAAUCCAACAAACUGAUGGUUAUUUACUUCACAGCGACAUGGUGUGGACCUUGCAAGAGCAUGGAACCAGCCAUCAAUGAAAUGGCUGAGCAAUAUAGGGAUGUGGAGUUUGUCAAGAUAGACGUUGAUGAACUAUCUGAUGUGGCAGAAGAAUAUAAGGUGCAGGUAAUGCCUACAUUUAUACUGGUGAAGGGUGAGAAAGUGUUGGAGAGGAUUAAGGGAGCACAAAAAGAAGUUCUUCGAGCCACUAUUCUUAAACACAAGAACUAAUUAUGAUGUCUCAUCUCAUACCUUAACAUCCUUAAAACGUAUGAUCGAAAUACAAUAAAUAACGUCAAAACACAUACGGAUACUACGUAUUAAUAAAUCAUAUUGUCCACCAGACGGCAGUAUUAUUGUAAUCAUCACAAAAAUAAUGAUACUCUAAUUGUCAUGAUGAGACGAUGAGCAGAGAGGCUGUAGUGCAUGUAUGAAUAAAUUAGGGAGUAUUAAUUAUACUUCUCUACUGAUGAAUGUCUAUUGCUAUGUUUUCAUUACGUAGUAGUGCAUGAGAUCAGA